AUGGCUGCAGCCGUGUGGCUUCUGGCCUUCGUUGGGAUCGUCCUUUGUGCAUCUCCGUCGCUUAGUGUCAACACGGACGUGACCUUGACAGAGGUCAAGAUCCAUUCCGUGGACGCGGGAAGACUCUACCAAGGAAAGCGGAUCCAAGUUCUUUCCUCCUUCUCAAUCAACAACCUCGGUCCGAGUGUCAUUCCAAGAGGGACCCCCUCUAGCCCGAAUUUCGCCCUCAAACUCGCUGGUUCAGCUUUAAACCAGCUCGAAAAUGUCAUCGAAGAAAACAGAGUGAAUUUGGAAGCGGAUUUUACAAGAGAUCCGAAAAUUCAGUCAGCUGUGCAGGCCGCGGUUGGCGUGGGGGAGUCACUCGUGUUCGAAGACGUCGUGUUCUCGUUCGAAAUCUCGCGAGAGUCAUGUGACACGGUCGCGUACCUGUGCCUGUCGGUGGAGCUGCCGUCUGGAACACACGCGGACCCGUUGCCAGGCAACAAUGACGUGUGCGUGGAGAUCGGAGGAAGCUCAUUGGUUGAGAAGGAAUGCAACGAUCGUUGGAUGACAAACAGCAUCGACGUGAGCGUUCCGCGCAUGCUCGUACCGAACGGCGUUCUGCGUCUUGAUGACGUCAACAGCCUGCAGGUGUGGGGAGUGUUCGACCUGAAAGGUUCCGUGACCCUUGACCUUCGAAACGUCAGUUUCCAUGGAUACAUAACCACGGACAACACCCAAGUGGUGGCAGACAGGGGGAACUCUUAUAUGGUGAAGUUCACAUUUGAGACCACCAGUAGGGUGCUGGCAACAGGCCGUCACGUAAUAGACCUGAUCUCGCGAGACUUGACGCUGAACAUCAGCGAGACGGAUGUGACGUACUCCCUGUGCGGAAGUGACGACACGUACCUCCGUUUAACGGCUGACUACAAACUGUUUGGCCUGAGGGACGUCACAUUUGACCUUGGACCCAAGCAGACCAAGAUUUACCCCGACGUGGACACGACCUUGACCUUCGACCUCACCAUCGAGAACAACAGCCCUCGCGACCUUCCCGCCACGUUUCCCGGCAACGAGCACUUCCGAUUGGACGUUGCCAUGGUAGCACUGAUGAAUGACGGGAGACUCGUGGGCGGUGACGUGUCCGUGAUCAAAGACCUGAUUCUCCCAAACGAAGCGUAUGACGCAAUCCCAGCAGGCACCGCGCUACAUCUGACAGGAGUGGAAGCUACCAUUGACGGGGGUGUUCUGACUAGUGGUUAUGUCUACACCAUGGGGUCCCGCCCCACCCACAUGCAGAUAGUGGUAUCGCCCACGGACGGGUCGGAGGAAAGUGUCUUCACCAGGGGAAACAACCUGGUGAAGGUACCCAUAAGCUACGGGGACGUCGCUAAAGGAAACCAGAUGGACCUUGCAGGAGAGUCGGUUACCUUCAGCACAGAGAGGAUCGUGUGUGGACAGGAGCCGUUGGACAUUACGGCAGCCGUGUCGGUAACCGUGGGGAGUUAUCUCAGCACCGCCGUCCGGGCUACGGACUACACAGCCACUCUGUACUGGUCACUGGAUAGGGUCUGGGAUCCACUGGAUGAGCAGGUACAGGAUCGAGCCAGUAAAGGUAUCCGGUUCGAGGGAAGAGGCUCCUCCACCAACCCAGGCCAGACACAAACCCACACGAUCCGGGCACGUGGAGUGGUCCUCCACAGACCAGCUCAAACCUCCUGGUACUGUGGAACUGUGUUCGCGAUACUGUAUGUGGACUCUGGGUCAAGGUUCACUGAACCUCUGGAGUAUAACAACUUCCUCGUGUCCAGGGUUACACUGCUGUGUAACGCAGAGGAUGACCUGUACGGGCUGACAAACUUCCGGCUGGAGACAGGCAACGCGAAGCUGUGGCCCGGAGCGGAGACCGCCGUGACGGUGUCAGCCACCCUCGCAUGCACGCGCCGCUCCUGCGCGCUCCCACUCUCCGACCAGUCACACACCAACUAUGAGCUCACUCUCGCCAUGGCACAGGACGGACAGGGAACCAACUCCGUCGACGUCAUGACCAUAAAUGGCGCGUUCGUUGCCACGGCAACGGGCGAAGUCCGCCCAAGUCUACAGCACGGGUUCAACCAGUCGUCGUGGGUGGAUCUCGUGGUUACCGGGCGGUUCACGGUGCCGAUGGAUUGCGAGAGAAGGACGUACGUCACCCUGGCGGUCUCGCCCGGAACUGCAGCUGGACUCCCGGUGGAUGGAUAUCCCGAGAACGACCGCAAUGUGGUCCAACUGGGGAAUGUUGAGGAAUACUGCUCCCAAGGGCAAAUUGACCAAAUUGACGUGAAGAUCACGGAGUUCUCAGUCAGCACCGACGACAAACUGAUCAUCGACCAGCCCACGCCGUUUGUGCUCCGCGGAGAGAUCACCGUCCAGGGCGUCGCCACGGUUACGCCCUCCGACCUCCCCAUCUUCGACUUCCGCUUCUACCUGUCCCACGAUGCCGAGCUGGAUGUGACCUCUGACCCGGAAGUGGUUUAUGACUACACGGCACAACAGAUGGCUGUCAUGACCAGGCAGUAUGAAACUGGUUCCCACUCCUUCGCACUUUCUGAUGUUCUGAGGGUUGACAACGGCACCUACGCUGAGUUCUACGGCGCCGGCCCGACCUACCUCGGGGUUCGACUGGACGCCUUUGACCCUGACCCAACCAAUGACGUCAUCGGAGCCAUCGACGAAUCAUCAGAGACCAACAAUGACCUCAUCAUCCCCAUAUUUGUCCAUCACCCGAAAGAUUUUGCUGUGAUGGCCUUCUCAAUCGAACUCGACCCACGAUCGCCGCUUGAGAAGCUGUAUGAAAACACGCCGACAACUCUGAUCAUCGACGUUUCGCUCCAGAACCUCGGAGAGGAGCUUCCUCCAGACGACAUCACCUUCAAAAUCCUGCUGAACACGCAGAACUCACUAGAGGGCGCUUUUGACACAGGAGCUGAGAUGUACUAUGGAACCCAACAAGCCAAACUUCGCGGAGCCGUUCCAGCAUUCCCAUACACACUUAACGUCAUUGGAAUUCGCGCCACCUUUAAAGUCCCAAUAGGAAUGUGUCCUGUGCUGAGGUAUGUUUGCAUCACCCAUGCGAUCGGGGAAAUCGCAGUUUACGGAGACACCAACUCCGAGAACGACUUCUCCUGCAUAGACGUUACAGCAGGGAACGUGAAGAAGGACUGCACUAAAGGCCUGACCUUGACCGACCUGACCAUCUCACCGGGACAACUGUUCGCCAACCAGGACACGGACAUGACCUUUGACCUGUUGCUUAGCAACACGGGAGCACGCGUGCCUGCAAUAACAUCUAUGAGAAGAACCCUGUUCGAUCUGAGACUUUACGUGAACGUCGAGCCAUCGCUACGGAACGCUGUCGUCAUGGAAACGGUUCUAUGGAACUUCGGUUCCGAGGAAGCCAAACUGCGGUGGGAGAUCGCGGCCAAACCCGGAACCGUGACGAUGCAGGGUCUCACGGCGCAGUUUCGGUUCGACGACGCCAUGUGUGCGACAUACAGCUACAUCUGCGUAGAGUACGUCCCGAAUAUCCCCGACGACGACCUUGCGGACAAUUUUCAAUGUCGCAGCCUGAUUUCUGGGACCUUCCAGAAGGAGUGUGACCUUGGGUUGUACAUCUCCCACUUUUCCUACGACUUCGACCCACCGGUUCUGUACGUCGACGAGGACAUUCGACUGACCUUCAACAUGUCCGUGUCCAAUCGCGGCCCGAGAAUCAUCGCCGCCGGCAACCAGCCACAGUUUGACUUCAGCCUCCUGUUCAGCGCGACCGACUCUGCCGACGAUGGCCAGCCUGCCGACAGCGCCACCUUCCAGUUUCCCCCGGAAGCGCAGGCCCUGCUUGCAGGAGACAUCCCGGCCACCCCAGGCUCCAUUGAUCUGCGUGGUGUGACCACAGUCUUCACACUGAAGCCGGAAGACUGUAGGAGGGUGUUGUACAUCUGUGUGAGGAUCAGUCCAGCUAAUGGAUCUGCAGUGCCGCCUGAUGUGGGGAUAACGGACCAGGAUAGGUGCAUGCAUGUGGUCAACGGAGAGGUCCACACCCGAUGUCCUAAAGGUCUCGGCAUCACCGCCCUGACUGCUGAGUUCACCCUCGAGUCCGUUGCUCAGCGUAUCCUGGAGGAAACCAUGACAACCUUGUCAAUCAACUUCACCAUGUCGAACUACGGCGGUCCGAUCCGCGCUCGAACGUCCGGUCGCAACAUCGAGUUCGAAAUGUACCUGAAGAACACAGACGAUUCGUUCAACAAGCUGGACACAGUGUUCACUUAUGGGGAAGAAGAAACCAAGUUGUCAGGCCUGAUACCACCCUGGACAUUUGAAGCGGAGGGCAACGUGGAAUUCUACAACGUUUUUAUAGAUUUCACAGUACCGAAUGACGCGUGUGCGCCAGCUACUGCGCUCUGCCUGAAGUACCUCGAUGUGAACUUUGACUCUUUCCUGUUCCAGACUUUUACUUUUCCCGUUCCAGGUUUGUCGGUUCCAUCCUUCUCCUACUCGAUCGACCGGUCCCGGACCAGUCUGCCUGUCCUGUACGGCGGAGUCGACACGCCGGUAACCUUCAACACGACCGUACGGAAUGACGGAGGACCACCCAUACCGUCUGACAGCCGGCCCAACUUCCAACUGCAGCUGUACUUAGCCCAGCAACCUGCUUUGCCUACCUCACCAUUUGCAGAUUUAACCCCGAUCAACAUCACCUAUGGCAACCAGGAGGCCGUCCUGACCAAUCAGAUCGCUGCGGACGGCGGUCAUGUGACCUUCACGUCACUCCAGGCCGUGGUGAGGAUCCCCGUCCCAGCAUGCAGUGCGCUGGAGUACCUGUGCGUGGCGUACGUUGCCAUGGAAACGCGCCGUAUCCGUGACGACGACCCAAACAACGACUUCCACUGCCAGAGGAUGCAGAAGGACUGCUCUUUUGACCUGCAGGUGAAGUCUUUAUCAGCACGACUUUCCCCAACGUUCCGUUUCGACCGUCUCGUCCCAAACCUCGACGUUCCCCUGGUCUUCAACGUGACCUUGAAGAACAACUGGUCCACCAUUCCUGCUGCUCCCCAAGGUCAGACCAACAUCCAGUUCCAGUUGUGGUCGGCGAGCGACCUUGAGGCCGGCCCGAGCCAGAUCGUCACGACAACGUUCACCAUGGCGGACGUAUAUGCCCGGAAACUCUCGGCAGAAAUCUACGGCGCAGGGACGGAGGUGCAGUUCCAGGACAUCCGCACGGUGGCGCUCCUGUCCACAGACACGUGUGAGACGUCAGGGUUUCUGUGCAUCAUGUACACCCGGUCACGUGACAUGGAGUUCGUGGACGAUAGGGCCGAGAAUGAUGACGGAUGCGUUCCCAUGACGUUGGGGAACAUACGGGCUCUCUGUGACCCUUUCUGCCAGGCCCCACCAGCACCCCCGCAGGGGUCAGUGACCCUGAGUGACCCCACCAUGUUCUACCAGUCCACGGCCACCUACAGCUGCGACUCGGGACACCUACUGGUGGGGAACGGUACUGCAACCUGCCUGGGCGCCGGGGUCUGGAGCACAGGACAGCCUGAGUGCCAACUUGUUGACUGCGGUCCGCCUAACGUUAUGAUCGCUCAUGGAGACCUGGUCCUGAACAGCACUCGGUACCAGGCCGUCACGCGUUUCCGCUGUCACCAUGGUUACAGACUGAGCUCAGACGCCACACUCACCUGUGGCCCUACCAAACAGUGGAUAGGAGAACUCCCCACGUGUAUAGAUUAUGAUGCAUGUCUGAGCUCCCCCUGCUUCCCAGGCGUCAGGUGUGUGGACGUGCCUGCACCUGACACAGGUUUCACCUGCGGCACCUGUCCACCUGGCUACAGCGGGGACGGACUCAACUGCACAGAUAACAAUGAGUGUGAGAGCCCAGUGCAGAACACCUGUGAACAGAUCUGUGUGAACACAGAGCCAGGCUUCUACUGUGCAUGUCCGGAUGGGUACAGACUUAACGAUGACCAGGAGACCUGCAUGGCCUAUGCAGACUGCCCCAUUGGCCAUCGCUGCUCCCACUCCUGUGCAAUGAUUGCUGGGAAACAAGUGUGCUCCUGCCCUGCUGGUUUCACCCUGGUGCAGAACACCACCUGUGUCGACAUCGACGACUGCGCCACACCUGCCCGUUGCCGUGACAACACCACCUGUCUGAACCUGAACGGCAGCUUCGCCUGCAGGUGUGAUGAGUUCACUGUGCUGGACUCUGACGGACUCGGAUGCUCGGACCUUGAUGAGUGCCAGAGCCCGACCUUGAACACCUGUGACCAGGUGUGUGUGAACUCUGACCCCGGCUUCAGGUGCACCUGUCAGGACGGCUUCAUUCUCGCUCAGGACGGCUUCACCUGCUUAGCCAAUUCUACCUGCCCAGAGGACCACCCCUGCUCACAUGCCUGUACCCUUGUCAAUGACACAGCCGUCUGCGCCUGUCCUACUGGCAUGAGGAUGGGACCAGGAGGGCGGAGAUGUGAAGACAUAGAUGAGUGUUCAGAGUUCCCAGAUAUCUGCAGAGAAGACGCUGUCUGUGAGAACGCUGUGGGAGGGUUCCGCUGUACCUGUCCGUCAGGGGAGCCUGGGCUGGACGGACUGUCUUGCGGAGGUGAUGAUGAGAACCAUUCUAUCCAGGUGUUCAUCAUUGAUCUGCCCAUCAACAAGUGGGAAGGUCUGAAGGACAGUUUUAACUUUGCCAUAGCGGAUGCCGUGAAUGACUACUGUAACACUGAGGAGGGGUUCGCUGAAUGCUGCCCCUACUCUGGAGAGUGGCGAGAGUUGCACAGCUAUACAUCACAAGGAAACGUGGGCAUGCUGGAAGGUUAUCCUAAGGUCGAGACGGAAUCUGAAGAUGUUGAAGUGAGAAUCUUCAUACAGAAUGACUUUGGACCCAACAACCUGUGUAAGACCGGUAGUGGCAACAGAGUUAUCCGUAGUCUCACUGGAGACCAGAUCUCAGCUGCCAAGGGACAGGUGCUGAGGAAGAUCAGAGCAGCGCCAGAGGACCCAGCCCAGGCUCCGCGGUACCUUCCUCAGUUCAGUCUGGCUGUGGCCGUGUGGGAUGGGCAGGAGGAUAUAAAUGCGAGACUAGGCUACAGGAUCCGUGGCGGGGAGGGAACGUCGAGCGCUCAGACGGCUGAAGCGGCAACCACCCUGGCCUCCUGGGUCAUCACGAUUAUCUUCUUCUCCGUCAUCCUGACCAUCAUGCUGCUCUGCUUCCUGGCUGUGCUCGUCAUGAAGAAGAAAAAUGAGAGAAGUAAUCAGGUGACUCCUGCAGGCAGCCAGGACGAUUUACAGGCACAUGACUUGGCCGGACCGGCCAACCCCGGGCGCAGCUCCAGCAGGACCAGACUUCUGGGAUCUCAGGGCAGCCUGGAGAGUGGAGAGAGUGGCCAGAGCUCCAUGGAGAUGAACGAGUCGGGUGCUUCUGACGCUUACGAUGAGGACAGCCGGGCAUCAGGAAAGGAGAACCUGACUCCCCAGGAGCGCGCCCGUCUGGACAGGAAGGAGCUUCGCGAGCACGAGCGGAACCAGAUCUUUGCCAAGUACAGCAGCGCCUCACAGCAGUCCGGGUCGGAACUGCAGGAGCCGCCUGCAGCACAGCGUAGCAGCGCCUCCCAGCGUGCGGGAUCGGCAGUACAGGGACGGAGGCUUCCACCACUCAGGCUGGACACAGUCAUCAGAGAGGUGGUGGAAGAAGAGGAAGAAGAAGAGGAGGAAGACGUUUCUCCGAGGCUCCGCAAACGUCUCAGGUCUGCCAAGGAGCCGGCCCGAACCAACCGGGACCUGAGGACCUCACCAGCCUUACCUGGGAUCGAGCAGUACAUGUCUGGGAACGAGAGCAACUGUUAAUUAGAAGAUAAAGAGAUAAUUAAUAAGAUUAUUAAACCUAGGUGUUGUUUAAAGUUAAGACUUUUGGUCCAACACAAAGAAUUCUCUCACCUAGCGCAGGAUCGCCGAACUAGGAUCCCGCGCUAGGUGAGAGAAGUUUUUGUGUUGGACCAAAAAUCUUAACUUUAAACAUGUAACUACCAACACAGACGACCUUUCAUGAUAGUAUAAGCCUAGGUGUUGUUUCUUUGCUUCUUUAUUUGUAUCAUGUGUACCAUGUGUGUGCAAAAUAUGUGUAUUAUAUAACAGAUUUAUAACGACAACAAAAAGGACAGAAUAAGGAUAACUAAUUAAAAUUAGGGCAACUUUGCUCCUUGAAUAGAACUGAACCCUUUAUGUAAAUACUGUUUGCUAUGAUUACAGCAUGAUAGAUUUGAUUUCAAAGAUCUAUGUACAUUUUACUCUUAGGCCACAGCAAUUUAAGUUGUUUAGAGAGAGAGGGAGACAGAGAGAGAGAGUGAAAGAGACAUAUACUGUAUAUGACAGUAUGUGUGUGUGUGUAUAUAUAUAUAUAUUAUAUAGUUGGCUUGACGAAAGCUAUAGUUGAGUACGCAUCUAUCUAAAUAUAUAUGUGUGUGUGUGUAUAGUUGGAUUGAAAACUUUGUUUAAUUGAGUACCUUUGUUUAAUUGCAUACCUUUUCUUCUUGCAAAGUAUUUCAUGUUCAUCCGAAUCAAUUCAAGAUUGUGAAGUUGUCACCUUACUUUAUUUACUAAUAAAUGUAUGUAUAAACUCUGAUGUAAAAUACUUUUUGACGUGGAUGGAUGAAAUGAUUCUAAUGUACAUUUAUCAAUAAAUGAUUGUGAUUGCAGAAAAGUAUUAUGUUGUUUAGACAAGUCAAUUCUCAUUGUAAGUGUGUGUGAAACCUCGGAAACAAGUAACCAAAAAAAGGAUUUAACCAAUCUUAUCUAUUCACAUAUAUUUAUUGAGCUACUCAUGUCCAAAGAAGCGGAAUAAGAUGGAUUUUCCUCGUUUUUGGAUUCGGUUGCAGAAACAAAACAGGCCUGAUAUGCUGCCUUAAUAAGCACCUUUUUGCUGUCAGUUCGUGAGAUUUAGCUUUAGGACAUCUCAUUAUUACCCCUUCGUGCACCCGAAAACCUGAUGCGAUGCUACGUACACGAAUCAGCGUUUUUCUGUGAUUUUUCGUCGUCCACAAGCCCAUUAUAUCAUUAGCAAAGCUAUUUUCCACUAAUUACGUAUAAUUACCAGUUGGCUUAACAUUAAUCACUUCGAUAUAAGGCCUGUCACUGCCCUACAGUCUUUUCUUGACACAGAUUCCAAAAUAAAGGACACAAAGCCAGGCAUUUUAACCGAUCACCUCUUUUAUUACCAUUAUUAGUAUUCGUGAAUCAAGUUUGAACUGCAGUUUCCAACACAAGAAACUGGACCAAGUUUUGGACAGUCUUGGUGAUUUCUGUAAGUUUGGACUCGACAAAAUCAAGUAAGUAAGCAAAGAACCCCAGUCUUUUUCAAUUAAUGAGCAGUGAAAAUUUUGGGUACGUCCAAUUUCUUCUGUUAAAAUUGCAGUUCUUCACUCUAAAAUCCACCAAACAUCUGAAAUUUCAAACUUCCCUGUGUUUGCCCCUUUCUUUAUUAGUUUGUGUUGCGUUUUGUGUGUAAAACGUAUUGUGUGUGUGUGUGUAUGUGUGUGUGUGUUUUUAUGUAUGUGUGUGUGUUUGUGUGGUGUAUGUAUGUGUGUGUGUCCAUGUGUGCACCUGAUCUCCUUAUACUAAUGUUUAAACCAAUACAAAACUAGUUGCAAAAAAGAUUGCAGGGUUGAGUAGUGUUCGAUCUACACCUUUCGCAGAAGAGUAGGGACAUGCCCCGGUGUGCGAUGGUCCAAAAGCUACUAUCUGUAAGUUGGUGAUUCAUUACAAAUUACCCGGAUGGAGGCCUGGCGAACACAAAGUGAUUUACAU
Molecule: messenger RNA, 9816 nt
Organism: Branchiostoma belcheri (Belcher's lancelet)
Lineage: Eukaryota; Metazoa; Chordata; Leptocardii; Amphioxiformes; Branchiostomatidae
Exons: 42
Coding region: 1-7860 (2619 amino acids)
Molecular function (GO): calcium ion binding
Source: RefSeq, a predicted model, not a curated record